Nakaseomyces glabratus is the source of this 1245-nucleotide messenger RNA. It is a transcript of the gene PRP45, whose product is annotated as mRNA splicing protein PRP45. Gene Ontology annotation, biological process: mRNA splicing, via spliceosome. The record is from RefSeq and is a predicted model, not a curated record. Gene Ontology annotation, cellular component: spliceosomal complex. NCBI's taxonomy places the organism in Eukaryota, Fungi, Ascomycota, Saccharomycetes, Saccharomycetales, Saccharomycetaceae.
AUGAGCUUCAGUUCUCUGUUACCACCGCCGGAGCACAGUCCUCCAGAUGAUGUUAAUUCCAGGGAAGUUGAAAUAAUUACAAAAGAGCAUGAUUUUAUUGUAAAUGCACUGACUAAGAAGGAAGCAGUACAUUCUAGCAAUAACAAUAUCGGGUCAUUUGUCGGCUCCCAAGUUGCUAAUUUCAAUGAUGUUAUACCUUUGAGACAAAAGGAUUUUUAUGGGGUGCAGGCACCUUUACCUACUACGCAAGAAAUUGAGCUUUGCAAGGUACGAACACAAGAAGUGGUCAAUAGACUCUUACAUAAAUUCACUGAUAAGGGUAAAGCUGGUUAUCAGAAGGAUACUAGGAAGAUAACUACAGGCUCUAGGAUAAUAACCAUAGAGAGCAAGAGGCAGGAUCCAUUACAACCCUCAAGACAAAAAAAUACAAGUAGUAAAAUAGUUCUCCCUGAAGAUGAUGAGACUGAUACUCCAAUUUUACAUGCCACAGAUGAUGCUAAGAGUAAAAGAUUAACCAAGGAGGAGAGAGCCAAAUGGAAUAUCCCAGCAGCAGUGUCUAGUUGGAAGAAUCCCAUGGGUUAUACUGUGGGCUUGAAGCAUAGAGCGGCCCAUGGUAAAAAAACAGGUAAUGUAGGAUCAAUCAAUAAUAAAGUAUCAGAUAUUGUUGCUGCUUUGGAUGAAACUGAUCAAGAAAUUAGAGAAGGUAUACAGCAAGAAAAUGAACUAAAGCGGAAACAGCUCAAGGAAGAAGAGAGAAUCAAGGAAGAAAAGCUAAGGGCCAUUGCCGAAAGAUCAAAGAUACAAACACAAAGUUCUGCUGUAAAGAAACGAGGAUCCCGUUUUGAAGGUGGUAGACAUCAGAAUAAGAAGAUUAAGAAAGAAGAACCCCCAAUUAAAUCAGCUGCGGAAAGACUUAAGGAACUUGCUUAUGCUCAGGGUAGGGAAGUUAGUGAAAAAGUUAUCUUAGGUGCUGCCAAAGCAACUACAACUGGAACUGGAGCAAAUGUUCAUUACGAUUCUCGUUUGUUCAGUAAGGGUGCAAAUGCGGCAGCAAAACGCAGCGAAGAGCAAGUAUAUGACAAUCCUCUGUUUGUUCAACAGGAAAUUGACAGUAUAUAUAGAGUCAAUGCAAAGAGCAUUGACGAAGCCAAUUCAGUGUCAGCCAGCAGGUAUGGACCAAUUCAAUUUACGAAGGCACAUUCACUAGAUGAUAAGAGUACGGCAAAGGAUGAAGAGGAAACAUAG